AAGCUUCCACGAUUCCACACCUCUUCGCAGUAUCUUCUUCUUCGUCUUCUCUCAUAACCCUAGGAGUUCUUUUCACAGUCUCUUCGCAGAUCCACCGUUGUUUGUCGCGUACUCGGCGUUUGCUUGCCGUCGUUUCACCGUUUAGUCGGCGCCGCUCCUCCAUGACGAACCCACCAGUCCCACCACCGAACUUCAAUCGUAAUGCAUUAUCAUUCAAAUGCAUAUUAAUCAUGUUCUUUUUCCAUGUAUAUAAGACUGUUGAAAAUGGUGGAGUCGAGCCUAAUAUGCUGGCUUUCAUUGAGGAUGUUUAUAAAAGUAAGAAAACUGGCAAGAUUGUCUACAAGAAGGCUAAGCAGAUUGUGGAGACUUUAAAAGAACAGGUGAAUGACCUCCAAUCUAAAGAGCCACUUGAAGAUGGAUUGGUUCAGCCUCUCUCUUGUCCUGAGAUAAACGAUUUGGUUCGCAAGGCAAUACCCAAAAAAAAGGUAAUCGAUUUGGAUUUGGAUCUAUCCCAGAUCAUGAAGAGUUAGAUGUUACUGAGAAGCUUCUCAACAAAUUUCCAGACUGUCGUCCAGCUGAAGAAGAAGAUGAUGAUGAAACUCAAAAUUAAAGUGUUUUAGUUUGGCUGGUUUUUUUGUUGUAUUAGUUACGGUUAAUAUAAGAAUCUAUUAAUGUGGUUUAAUUGACAAUAACUUCUAUUUAUA
Camelina sativa (false flax) is the source of this 704-nucleotide messenger RNA. NCBI's taxonomy places the organism in Eukaryota, Viridiplantae, Streptophyta, Magnoliopsida, Brassicales, Brassicaceae. The record is from RefSeq and is a predicted model, not a curated record.